Erythranthe guttata (spotted monkey flower) is the source of this 2034-nucleotide messenger RNA. Its product is annotated as F-box/kelch-repeat protein At5g42350. Gene Ontology annotation, cellular component: SCF ubiquitin ligase complex. Lineage: Eukaryota; Viridiplantae; Streptophyta; Magnoliopsida; Lamiales; Phrymaceae. Gene Ontology annotation, molecular function: protein binding. The record is from RefSeq and is a predicted model, not a curated record.
CUUUCUUUAACCCAAAAAAAAAAAAAGGAAAGAAAGAAAGAAUUCCCGACCAAAUGUAAAGGAAAGAAACAAAAGAUAAUGCCCAUCAUAUUGCAUCUCCUUGUAUUUUCUGGAGUGAUUUCUCAGAUGGGCUCUCUCUAUUUACCUCUGGUGAAUGUAAAAACAUCCAAUUUGGCAUUACCCGGAUUGCCAAUUUGGCUCAUGUGGAACAUGUUGUAGAAAAAUAGGACACGAGAAUGGCCUCUCAGAGAUUACCAGGAGAAGAACUGAGCGUUUCGAAGCGUCUUGUAAGAAGCAUGAGCCAAAAAUUGAAAAGAAAGAAUCAUAAAAACGAAGAAGGUUCUAAAGAGGAUGAAACGACUGGCGUUUCUUUGAGGUGCCUUACACUUUACGGCAGAGGCGGAGGCUGCAAAGUGGGUGCCGACAUGUGCGAAGAGUUGGGAGAUCCGAACAUUAGAAGAAGAUCGAGUGCAAGCGAAGAUGGAAAAAGUUAUAAUACUACAAUGUGCGGAAAAGAUGAUGCAACUAUGAACUGCUUCUCUCACGGUAUGAGGGAGAAAUUCUUUCGAAGGAACAACAGAAAGUUCCUAACGCAUAUCCCGGUUCAACCGCAAAGCAAUGGCAUGAACGUAAUUCUUCCGGACGAUAUUCUUGAAAUGUGUUUGGUUAGGCUCCCAAUGGCAAGUCUAAUGAACGCUCGUCUCGUAUGCAAGAAGUGGAGAAACAUGACUACCACGCCUCGUUUUAUGCAGAUUAGGAGAGAGGGUUUGUUCCAAACCUCGUGGCUGUUUCUCUUUGGUUUCGUAAAAGACGGGUUUUGUUCGGGAGAGAUACACGCACUGGAUGUGUCACUAAACCGAUGGCACAAAAUAGAUUCUCCCAUAAUUAAAGGGAGGUUUCUGUUUUCCGUUGCAAGCAUUAAGGAAGAUGUAUACGUUGUCGGUGGCUGUUCUAGCUUGACGAACUUCGGACGAGUCGAUCGGAGCUCGUUCAAGACGCACAAGGGCGUUUUGGUCUUUAGUCCCAUGACCAAGUCGUGGCGUAAAUCCGCUUCCAUGAAGUACGCCAGGUCAUCGCCCGUUUUGGGUACUUCAGAAGUCAAUCAAGAUUGUUUGUCACUAUCCAGAAACCAACAAAACCGAUCGGAAAGACAUUUUUACCGACCAAGAACAGGCGGUGUAUCCGAUGUUUACGAAGAUCCACACAGGCUUUCGGUUAGAAGACAGUCCAGGCACUCUCUUGAAGAAAACGUCAAGCCCAUAAAGCUCGUAAGGCAAAAAAAUGGAAGCUCUUCGAGUAAAGAUAAUCGAAUGUUUGUAAUGAUUGCAGUCGGAGGACUUGGGGCGUGGGAUGAGCCACUAGAUUCGGGCGAAAUUUACGACCCCGUUUCGAAUAAAUGGUCCGAAAUACAGAGGCUGCCUCUCGAUUUCGGUGUGGCAUGUUCGGGGGCUGUUUGUCAUGGGAGUUUCUACGUUUAUUCGGAAACCGAUAAGCUAGCUGGAUACGACAUCGAAAAGGGUUAUUGGGUGAGAAUCCAAACAGGCCCUAUACCGCCACGCGUGCAUGAGUACUAUCCGAAGGUGAUCACGUGUAAAGAUCGAAUUUUUAUGCUCUCUGUUUCUUGGUGUGAAGGAGAUGGUGAGAUCGGGAGGAGGAAUAAAGCGGUGAGGAAGCUUUGGGAGAUGGAUCUUGCGUGCUUUGCGUGGAGGGAAGUUUCAGUGCACCCGGACGCACCGAUGGAUUGGAAUGCUGCGUUUGUUUGUGAUGGAGAGUUUGUUUUCGGGGUUGAAAUGUUUAAGAUUUUCGGACAGGUUUUGGAUUUCGUGACGUUGUUUGAUACUUGCGGUGUUGGGAAUGGGAAUGGGUGGAGUCAUAUUUCGAGGAAUAGGGUUGCGCACGAUUUGGAUGCUUCUUCGUGCGUCACGAAAUCGAUGGCUGUUGUUCGUUUGUAGGUAUUUGCUGUUUGAUUUUUCUUGUAAUGAAUUAUGAUGCAAUUCAUGGUGUCUUUAUUGAAUUCUUUUUUAUUUAUUUUUA